AAGUUUUAGUUGUUAACGAAAUGUCGAAUUAUAACGAAGAUAUAAAUAACGAAGUCAUCGUGAUUUCCUCAGACGAAGAAGAGGAAUUGGUGUACUUGGAGACCAUUGAUCUCACCCGCGACAUGCCGUCCACUUCGGCUGCUGCUGCCGCCCGUGACGCCAAUGGCAUUGUUGGCGCUGCUCGCCAGACAGGACCCUCUCCUGUGGCCACCGCCACCAACGGGGAAACGGGUCCUCCCGCAUUUGAUGGAGCAUCGGGCACAGAGAGCGCUCCAUUGGAAUGCGCCGUCUGCCUCCAGACUUGCAUCCAUCCAGCUCGUCUCCCUUGCGGCCACAUUUUUUGUUUCCUUUGCAUAAAGGGAGUUGCUUACAAGAAUCGUCGUUGUGCCAUGUGCCGACGCGAGAUCCCCACCGAAUUUCUGGAUAACCCAACCCUAGUGAAUGGCAUCGAGGACAUUUGGGCCACCCGCGCCACUGAGGAUGGCUAUCAAUGGUACUACGAGGGACGCAACGGUUGGUGGCAAUACGAUUACCGCACCAGCCAGGACAUUGAGGAGGCCUUCAAGAAGGGCGAAAAAUCCUGCUCCAUACUCGUGGCCGGCUAUGUUUACGUGGUCGAUCUGGAGCAGCUAGUGCAACAGCGUCAGAACGAGCCCACUCGUUGCCGCCGUGUGAAAAGGGAUUUGGCCACCAUACCCAAGAAAGGAGUGGCCGGUCUCCGGAUCGAGGGCAACCAGGUGACCAGCGAUACUGUGUUCAGCCGACCAGCACCCAAUCCACCGACGACAAAUACAGCAGCAGCAGCUGCGUCUAGUUUCAUUUCCACAAUUGCCGCCACAGACGCUGCCAUCCGGAUUGCCAGCGACAUCAUUGGCUCCACGCUGGCCCAUGCGGAUGAGCUGACGCGGGGACUGGCGGCCAGCAACAUCAGCGAGGAUGCCAGCAGCAGCAGCGGUGAGCAAAUCAUGUCAAACAAUCUACAGGACUCUGAAACAGCAGCAGCACCAGGAGCAGUUGCACAUACAUCGCGCUCGCUUGCCUCCUCACACUCCAGCUCUAUUCAAGAUCUCCUGUUCAGCGCCACCGAGGAUCUGUUGAACACCCAGCAGGUGAUAGCCAGCAACCAGCACACCAUCGAUCUUUUCGAGCAGGCCUUGAACGAUUUCCAAGCCAGACUUACCUUGCACACCUUUGCGGACUCCAGUGAUGACGAUGAUGACGAGAAUGGGGAUGCGGAAGGGCCGAAUGUUGUUCCCGUGGAGGGGGAAUCGAGGGAUUUGGAGGCGAGCGAGUCGCAGCCAAACGGCAAACACGAGGGACUAUAAACAUAAAUCCAAAAACACACACAAUAUAUCCCUCACCCCACUCCUCCCAUACACUUAACAAAAAGAAAUGUUCCUCGUAGUAGAUUUCCACUAAACAGUGAAAGGAAUGUUAACUAGAGAAAUGCAGCGCGUACCUGACUAUAUAUAUAGCAGAUAUAUAACAUAUAUAUAUAUCGAGAGCAGAACAGAACAGAACAGAAUAUGUCAACAGGGUAAACUACACAUCACACAAAACAUAUAUUCCUUUCAAUCAGAUAGUAUAUCUGGGGUAUAUCUCAAAAGGGGGUUUCGAUGCGUUUAUUGGGAAACAGCUGAGCAUCCGAAUGCCUAGCCAAACUAAUUUACACACAAAAACAUUAAAAAACAUACAAAGCCAAAACACACAGAUAAACAGACACACAAUAUAUAUGUACUUCCCAAAAAACGCUCAACUACCCAUAAAAAAGCAUAAAAAAACCAUACCAUUCCGUUGUUAUUAAUAUAAAAUAUUAUCCCGUAAAGAGUUGAAUAUAAUUACUCCUCCUUUGUCGAGCGGAAAGAAAGUAGUAACCACCAAGAAAGCUAUGUAGUAGUGAGAACGACAAUAUAUACGUGAGAGUAUCGGGUUAUACUCGUACUCGAUUGGAGGAUCCUUGGAAAGAGUGUCCCAAAUUAUAAUAAGUCGACUUUAAGUGCGUUAAACAAAAAACAGUUCUGUGAGACUUAAAUAUAAUGAUUAUGCAUUAAGUUAUCAUUAAAAGCAUGAAACGAGAUCUGACAAGCCAGAGAACCUACAUAUAUAUUGUACAUAUAUAUAGUUCAAUGGCAAUUAUUAUUCCCCCGGUAUUAAUUAAUAAUCUCAAUUUUGUGACUACUAUUUUAUAGAUUCGUUUACGAUUUGUACCCCGCCAUUACUUCUAACAGCGAAAUGUGUAUUCGUUGCUUCCCUAAUAUCUACGAUAUACCUAAAGCUCUACUGAAAAUCGUAUCUCGAUUCCGACUUCGAACCACCCCCCAAUCCCGGUAAUAUCAAGAAAACAAUUAUUAUUAUCUGUAAUGAUCAUCCAGGGAAUGGGAACCACAAACACCAUCGCUUCGAAUGCCUAUUCAUUGCCAAUAAAUCUCCUUUAGCUUCCUUCGCUGUAAGGAUAACGCUUUCGCCACCACCAAACUGAUCUUAAAACCAUAUCAUUUGCAUGACACUUUUACCAUCUAGUCUAAAUGAUAUUAUUUCCCUAUCAACUGUUGGCAGCUCUAAAAGAGAAGCCAUACGUACUUAAUAAACUAAAUUAGCUUUUCAACAAUAAUAAAUGGUAUAACAAAAGGAAACAACAAAACACACAGAAAUGCCUGGCAGACAGACGCAUUCUGAACAUCAGCAGCACUCGCUGUUUAUUAACAGCACGACGUAGCAUUUAUUCCAUAAUAUUUUGAAUUUAAAUAUUGUAUAACUAAUGCAUUCAGUAUUUAAAAGAUUGUGACCCCCUACACCGAGGAACGUUGAAGAGAAAGAAAUGGCUUAAUGAAAGCUAAAUCCUGUCAAACAGAAACAGAUACGUUUACAUCAAAUGCAGAUGUAAAAGAUGAUAUUGUUUAAAUCCUAAGGCAUUUUGAAUGUGGUUUAUGUUUGGAAGUAGAGAAGCAAAUAAAAGAAAGAUGGAACUACAUGUAGUA
Molecule: messenger RNA, 2978 nt
Organism: Drosophila persimilis
Lineage: Eukaryota; Metazoa; Arthropoda; Insecta; Diptera; Drosophilidae
Gene: Rnf146
Product: E3 ubiquitin-protein ligase rnf146
Exons: 4
Coding region: 21-1325 (434 amino acids)
Biological process (GO): ubiquitin-dependent protein catabolic process; Wnt signaling pathway
Cellular component (GO): cytoplasm; nucleus
Molecular function (GO): zinc ion binding; ubiquitin protein ligase activity; poly-ADP-D-ribose binding
Source: RefSeq, a predicted model, not a curated record